This is a messenger RNA of Cooperia oncophora, 744 nucleotides long. NCBI's taxonomy places the organism in Eukaryota, Metazoa, Nematoda, Chromadorea, Rhabditida, Trichostrongylidae. The record is from the annotation of a GenBank genome assembly.
AUGAGAACCAUUCUCACCUUGCUUCUUGCCACCACGGCUGCUCUGGCUGCACGCUACCGUAAACGCUCUAGAUUCCACUUCAAUGACGAGUACUUCAACGCACCAUUUAUGAAAGGUAUUAGCAAUGGAGGUCGACUUGAGUAUAAUGCAAUAUUUCGCUUCAACAAUCUCACAAUUGCUCAAGAACAGGAAAAAGUUGCACAAUGGGCGAAAAAAUAUAGUCGCACGGCGGAAGUUGAAAAAUUCAAAGCUAAAAUGGAUGAAAAUAUGAAACAGCUAAAGCAGUAUGCCCGUAACAUCAUUAAGGCCUUACCAUCCGCACUGGAAGAAUAUAUGAAAGCAACUGAAAAUAAAAGUAAGACAAUGACAGAGAUAAGGAAGGAUGUGGCACGACUCAAUGCUAAAAAUCCAACGGUGUUCAAAGUGCUGAGGUAUAUUUUACGGAGCAAUCCAAGAUGGAGACGUAUGAGGAGGAUUCGGAGACGAAAAAGGACUCUGAGAACGUCUCGCUCCCACAGACAUCUUAAGAAGCGCUCGACAGUCCUCAGCGGUGAAGCGACGAGCAAUAAAACCAUUUCUACUGGUCCAAAACCUUCACUGAAAAAGCUGCCACCGACCCCUCAACGGAAUCGCUUCAACAGCGACGAAUUGGAAUCGCUCCAACGACGACAAAAUGAAAAUGGGUUGAGCCAUAUAGAUGGAACAUUCGAGAGCAAACCCUCUCUUGUCAUGAAUGAAUUUUGA